AUGCUUUUUGAACCAUGUGGUAACCUUCUUCAGGAUUACAGUGCAUGUUGUGAGGUGCUUCGACUUACUGAACGCGAGGAAGUAUACAGUUCAGUCAUGACUAGUGAAACAAUAUUGAAGCAACGCGAAACGUACACAACUUGCAGCUCUGAAGCUGAAAAUGUUGGUUUCGGGAAUAAUACCAUCCUUUCCUUAGGAGAGGACUCCUUCCAGAGCUCUAAAUUUGCCGAUAAAGGGGCGGUGCUGAUUUUGACUGCGUCUACCAAUCCUGAGGAUCAAAACGACGCGAGCAGGCGGCGAAGGGACUCCUUGUCAAAGCUGAAUUCUUCUGCUCAAAGUGCUAAUCGAAAGAGGGGAUCCUUUUUCCAGAUCAAGGGUUUAAAGAAUUCAACUGCACUUGAGGGUAAUGCUUCCGGGGGUAUUUCCUCUUCCACGAAGAUACCUUUCACCAUAGUGUCUUUACGUAACGCUAAAUUUUGUAUCAACCAGCGUGAUAUGGCACCCUUAACGCGUGCCAUACCUCAUUGCACGUCACUAGUCUCGGUGGAGAUGGUGAGGUGUGGCCUGUCUGUCGAAAGCUAUAUGCUGUUAGUUGAGUCUAUCUUCAAAAGUCGCCUCGUAAUCAACGUUGCAGUAGAUUUCAACUAUUUACCACACGUAGGUUUUGUGGUCGAUCCCACUCUGCCACCAUCAGAGACUUUUGCAGCAGAAAGGGGGAACAAAACGGAGUCAAAAGGGGUUACAGACAUGCUAGAGGUAGCGGUACAUAAUCCUGAACUCAACAUCCGAACUCCUACCCCUGUGCGGACUGAGGCAGGAACUGGCAGAUCCAAGAAGCGACCACAGAGUCCAGGUUCGAAUAGCGUUUUAGCAGCUCCUCGUGAGAAGGCUAAAUCAACGACUAUUAUUGCGCCUGUGGAUAAUAGGCCAUCUACUAUUUAUCUCAACCCAACUGAGCUUUGCGGUUUGCAUUUUAUCCCUACAUUACUUGAAGAGCAACUUCAGGAAGAAAAAGGACGGAAAGGAAAGGUUGAUCCAAAGAAGCUAAGCCAAUUACAAUCCCAACAGGAGAUGCUUCAACAAUUUAACGAUUCUCAUCGCAUCAUGGUUCCACGCGGCUGGGAAGGGAUGCUGUUUACUGGUGUUAGAUAUUUGAGCCUGCGAGGCAACGGGAUUGAUGACAUGUCCAUUAAGUGCAUUGUGGAAACCAUUCUAAAUAACCCUUACACUCAAUUACUUUCACUCAACUUGUGGGGUAAUCGUAUUACUGAUAUAGGCGCAAGUUACUUGGCGGUUCUUCUUCGCAAAAAUCGAAUCUUAAGAGCUCUUGACAUCGGACACAACCUCAUUGGGGAUAUUGGGUUGCUAGAUAUUAUUGAUAGUUUCCGUAUGGUGGAACUAGCUGGUGUUGAACAGAUUGCUGCUUAUCGUUAUCUGAUGCUCACACGUCCUGGUGCCAGCGAAGCGGAGCGCGCGGCAGCACAACAAGCUGUGCCACCUACUGCGUAUCCCACGUACCAGGACCUCUACAACCAGUGGUUUUCUCAGGUAAUCCGGCCUUCACUUUUGUUUUUGGAUGAAAAGGGUGCCGGUGCCCCGAGCUGCUUCCCUUUUACGCGAAGGCGAUCCCUAACUUAUAACGUUGGCAAAAAUACUGGUUCCAAGGGCACUGCCGGCAGUGCUAACAAGAGUGAUGCAAUUUUUGCUGUCCAACGCCCCACCACACCGUUUGACCGGUUUUGUAUUCGUGUACCUGUUCUUGACGAAACUGGUGCCGCUACCUCAGGCUUUAUAGUGCGCGCACCGGGGAAUACUGUGCUCGAGAUACUUAACCUUGGUGAGAACGAGUCCAUUACCUUAGCAGGAGCUAUGGAGGCGUGUCGGCGGUUGUCAAUGCAUGAGCCUCGCACUGAUGAGGAAAUGCAAACUAUGUCUGUUCCUUCUGAGACUAGUAGUAGAUGGAACUCGGCUUCGGUGGAUCGAAGUCACUGCAUUUUACCAGAGGCCACAGUUUCAAAUGCUUCCAACAAGGCAAACACACACUGCACAAAUGUUAAUCUUCUCCCACCUUCCGUGCACACACCGGAGCUUCAUUGCGCUGGCCUGCGCCUACAGACAUGCAUAGUGAGCUCUUUCCAGUACAAUGGAAGAUAUUCCUGGACUGAGAUGCAGAGGGUACAGCAGCAGAUUCAGGAAACCCUGGAUCGAUGGCCAGCCUUGAAUGCUGAGUGUGUGUCACAAACAGCUGAAUCUUUAGGGAAUCAAACCAAGAUGGAUGAGCAAACGGCAAGCUAG
Molecule: messenger RNA, 2295 nt
Organism: Phytomonas sp. EM1
Lineage: Eukaryota; Euglenozoa; Kinetoplastea; Trypanosomatida; Trypanosomatidae
Source: the annotation of a GenBank genome assembly